UUUUUAUUUUUUUGGGCUAGCGCUCUCUCGCUCGCUCUCAAUCUCGAACGAACUUUGCCUUAUCCUGGCCUGCAAGCCACAUUGAAAGAAAAAGUAUUAGCCAAAAACAAACACAGACGAGUGAAACCAAAGCGCAAAGAGAGAUGGCGUCGUUCGCUCAGCAAUUCACAGGCCUCAGAUGCACACCUCUCUCAACUUCUCGCCUCGCCAAUCGAGCUUCCCUAUUAUCUUCUCCCAAGCUCAGAAAGUCGUCUUUUGUAGUAUCUGCGGUGGCAAUAUCAAAUGCCCAGACCAAGGAGAGGCAAAAGCUCAAACAGCUCUUCGAAGAAGCUUACGAGCGCUGCCGUACUGCCCCUAUGGAAGGCGUUUCCUUCACCCUCGAAGACUUUCACACCGCUCUCGAUAAGUAUGACUUCAAUUCCGAGAUUGGUACCACGGUCAAGGGCACUGUGUUCAUGACUGAUGCGAAUGGUGCAUUAGUUGAUAUUACUGCAAAAUCCUCUGCAUAUUUGCCUAUCCAAGAAGCUUGCAUUCACAAGAUAAAACAUGUAGAAGAAGCUGGUAUAGUCCCUGGAUUGACAGAGGAGUUUGUUAUCAUCGGUGAAAAUGAAGCUGAUGAUAGUUUAGUCUUGAGCUUAAGGUCAAUUCAGUAUGACCUUGCCUGGGAAAGGUGUAGGCAGCUUCAAGCUGAGGAUGCUAUUGUGAAGGGUAAGGUUGUUGGUGCUAACAAAGGUGGAGUGGUUGCUCUAGUGGAGGGCCUUCGCGGAUUUGUCCCUUUCUCUCAGAUAUCAUCGAAAUCAACUGCAGAAGAACUUCUUGAUAAGGAACUUCCGCUGAAGUUUGUUGAUGUUGAUGAGGAACAGUCUAGGCUUGUGCUCAGUAACCGCAAGGCCAUGGCAGACAGUCAGGCACAGCUAGGCAUCGGAUCAGUGGUCACUGGAACUGUUCAGAGCCUGAAACCAUAUGGUGCGUUCAUUGACAUUGGUGGAAUCAAUGGGCUUCUUCAUGUUAGUCAGAUUAGUCAUGAUCGUGUCUCUGAUAUUGCAACAGUCCUUCAACCUGGUGAUACUCUCAAGGUCAUGAUACUGAGCCAUGACCGUGAAAGAGGUAGAGUAAGUCUUUCUACCAAAAAGUUAGAACCUACUCCUGGUGAUAUGAUUCGCAAUCCAAAGCUUGUCUUUGAGAAGGCUGAGGAGAUGGCUCAGAUGUUCAGGCAGAGAAUUGCUCAAGCAGAAGCUAUGGCUCGCGCUGACAUGCUGAGAUUCCAGCCUGAGAGUGGACUAACUCUGAGCUCUGAUGGGAUCUUGGGUCCGUUGACGUCGGACAUGCCAGCAGAGGGUUUAGACUUGAGUUAUGUUCCCACCGCGGAAGAGGAAGAUUGAUGACUGAGGUUGCAAUAUUUAGUCUCUGGUCAUUGAUUUGGUCAGUAAAAUUAAAAAUGUACAAAUGGCUUCAUUUGAGGCUGAGCUACAAAGUUACUGUUGUAUUCCGUUUGAUUUGAUUGCCUACAA
Messenger RNA from Manihot esculenta (cassava), 1511 nucleotides. Its product is annotated as 30S ribosomal protein S1, chloroplastic. The transcript is spliced from 7 exons. Gene Ontology annotation, cellular component: chloroplast stroma. NCBI's taxonomy places the organism in Eukaryota, Viridiplantae, Streptophyta, Magnoliopsida, Malpighiales, Euphorbiaceae. Gene Ontology annotation, biological process: translation. The record is from RefSeq and is a predicted model, not a curated record. Gene Ontology annotation, molecular function: structural constituent of ribosome; mRNA binding. The coding region runs from base 144 to 1382 and encodes 412 amino acids.